UCAGUCCUUUUUCUUCACCUGCAAGAUAAAUAAUCCAAAAACUUUUAUGUAUAUUCUUCUGACUUCCUGUAUCAGUAUUCACAUAUGUAAAUGUGUAUUUGUAUGAAUUUGAGUUGAGGGUCCAUGACUCAAACUCAGUUAUUCUCUAGAAGACCUCACAGGACUCAAGAGAGCAAUGUGUUAUAUUCUCUCUGUAAGCUAGUGUGUUCCUUCAGAGUAAAGGAGAGUCUUCCUUACAAAGGAAUGCUUAAUACAUUGUCUGUCAUAGGUGCAUACACAUAGGCUGUAGGUGGUUUCCAGAUUAAAGAUUUAAGGAUGUUCUCUUCCUCUUUUGUGAAUGGAUGAACAUGUGAGUCUCAGAAUGAUUGAAUAGAAGCACAAAAGAUAGGCUAUUUUAAAUUUUAAAAAAUUGGCUUUUCCUACAAAAUAAAAUGCAAAACUUGUUACACAGAAAGCAGUCAAAUAGCUCAUCAUGGGAAAACUUACAGGAAAACUUAUGAGACAUUCCUAUUUAUCUUCAUAGUAGUAAUUCAAAGAUAAUUCUUUUAGAAUGAAUAGGAAUGUUCUAUUACAGGGCUUGGUGUCAUUCAAGGAUGUGGCUGUGGUUUUCACCUGGGAGGAGUGGCAGCUACUGGACCCCCUUCAGAAGAACUUGUAUCAAGAUGUGACGCUGGAAAAUUAUAUCAACUUAGAAUCAGUGGAAGACACCUGGCAAGUUGAUAAUUACAGAGACUGGCAUGAAGUAAACCAUGGCAACCUGGAAACUACAGAGAGUCACCACAGAGAUAAUGCAUUUGGAAAAGUAUCUUCUCUGAGCUUAAACCUUGAAGUUUCUUUAGCACAAGUAUCUCAUACCCUGACAUACUUGGGAAAUACUUGAAACCUAAUCUAGAGUGUAUUACUCAGAAUAAAAGCUAUGCAAGAAAUGAAGUUGAAUUUAAUCAAUAUGACAAGUUAUUUCUUUAUACUAAGCAUGAGAAAAUUCUUAAUAGACAAAAAUACAACGAAUAUAGUGAACACAGGAAAGCUUUCAGCCAUAAGUCACAGCUUAUUAAACACUGGAAAACUCAAAUGGCAGAGAAACACUACAGCUGCACUGACUGUGUGAAAGCCUUUCCCCAGAAGUCAGACCUCAUUAAGCAUCAGAGAACAUACACUGGAGAGAAACCCUGUGGGUGCAGUAGGUGUCAGAAAGCCUUCAGCUGGAAGUCCCAUCUCAUUUCACACCAGAGAACCCACACAAGAGAGAAGCCCUAUGAGUGCAACAAAUGCAGGAAAGCUUUCACUGAUAAGUCACGCCUUAAUAAGCACCAGAGAACUCACACAGGAGAGAAAUGGUUUGAGUGCCGCGUAUGUCAGAAAGGCUUCAGUGAUAAGUCACAAGUCACAUUACAUCGAAGAACACAUACAGGAGGGAAGUCCUACAGAUGUGAUGAAUGUCAGAAAAGCUUCAUCAAUAAGUCACAGCUCAUUAUUCAUCAGAGAUCUCACACGGGAGAGAAACCCUGUGGUUGCCAUGAAUGCGGAAAGACAUUUCCCCUUAAGUUUAGCCUCAUUUUACAUCAAAAAACACAUACAGGAGGAAAACCUUAUGGAUGCAGUUAAUGUGGGAAAACCUUCAUCCAGAGAUCUGAGCUCAUCAGACAUCAGAGAACUCACACAGGAGAGAAACCUUAUAAUUGCAGUGAAUGUGGGAAAGGCUUUAGUGUAAAGUCACUCCUCAACACUCACUGGAGAACUCAUACAGGAGAGAAGCCCUAUGGAUGCAAUGAAUGUGGAAAAACAUUCUCCAUCAAAUUUAGUCUCAUCCUGCACCAAAGAACUCAUACAGGUGAGAAACCCUACGAAUGCUACCUGUGUCAGAAAGCUUUCACCCAGAAGUCACAUCUCACUAUUCAUCAGAGGUCUCACACAGGAGAGAAACCCUACGAGUGCAGUGAAUGCCACAAAGCCUUCAGCCAGAAGUCGUAUCUCCUUAUUCACCAGAGAAUUCACUCUGGAGAAAAGCCUUAUCAAUGCCAUGAAUGUGGGAAAACUUUCUCUCACAAGUUUAGCUUCGUCAUUCAUCAGAGAAUCCAUACAAGAGAGAAACCCUAUGGAUGCAGUGAAUGUGGGAAAACUUUCCCUAUGAAGUUUAGCCUUGUUUUACAUCAGAAAACACAUACGAGAGAAAAACCCCACGAAUGCCAUGAGUGUCAGAAAUCUUUUGCCCAGAAGUCACAUCUUAUUAUACAUCAAAGAACUCACACAGGUGAGAAACCUUACAGAUGCAGUGAGUGCUGGAAAACUUUCUCCCACAAAUUUAGCCUCAUUUUAUAUCAGAAAACUCAUCAAGAGAAGUCAUGAAGAAAGUCAAUAUCCAAAAGUUGUCAUUGAAAGGAAAUAGCUCAUUACACUCCAGAGUAAUUUCACUCUGUAGGAGUGAAACCUUAAAACUGAAGCAGAUUUGGGUGCUUUUCAGAUUCAUACUAUGUUACUUUUAUCAGACAAUGGUAUUGCAUAGAAUGCUAGACAGGAGGAAAUACCUUUCCCGAUAAAUGUCAAUUGAAUGUAGGCUAGAGGGAACAAAUAGGAACGUCUGUAUAUGUAUUAAUAGUGGGGAUGUUGUCAGUA
This is a messenger RNA of Odocoileus virginianus texanus, 2613 nucleotides long. Lineage: Eukaryota; Metazoa; Chordata; Mammalia; Artiodactyla; Cervidae. The record is from RefSeq and is a predicted model, not a curated record.